UACUAGUCUCUAGUUAGUAUAUCUUAACAAGUAUCAACAACAGUUUAAGAACAAUGUUUGCUAGUGCCAUUAGAAUGGGUAAGAUCGUGGGUGCACCAAAAGGUCAUGAUCGUUACAGAGAUCCUUUAACUCAUCAAAUAACACCAGCAUUAUAUAGAGUUAGAGCUCCAUUUUUUAAAAGAAAUGUGAUUGGAUUUGUAUUGGUAAGUGCUAUACCACUUGGUGUUUAUAUGUAUACUUGGAGCUUUUUAAGUAAGGAUGAAUUUAGUGAUAUUCCUAUUCCACCUAUUGAUGAUGCUGAAUUAAAACAAUUACAAGCUGAAUAUGAAGCUAAGAAAAAGCAACAAUCAUAAGAAGAAUUGAGAGUUAAUUGAUAAUUAAUUGAAAAAAUGUCUCAUGAUUUGUUAUAUAUAUAAAUAAAUAAAAAAAACACUAAACUACACUACAUUGGUAUUCUUGUACAUAGUAUCGUAAGUAAAAUAUACGUUAUAUAUUAUUAAGACAUUCUAUAAAAUGACCAAAGUACUUUAAUGGCUUUGAUGAU
Messenger RNA from Scheffersomyces amazonensis, 544 nucleotides. RefSeq lists its product as uncharacterized. Gene Ontology annotation, cellular component: mitochondrial inner membrane. The transcript has 2 exons. Gene Ontology annotation, biological process: mitochondrial respiratory chain complex IV assembly. The record is from RefSeq and is a predicted model, not a curated record. NCBI's taxonomy places the organism in Eukaryota, Fungi, Ascomycota, Pichiomycetes, Serinales, Debaryomycetaceae. The coding region runs from base 54 to 353 and encodes 99 amino acids.